Molecule: messenger RNA, 761 nt
Organism: Podarcis raffonei (Aeolian wall lizard)
Lineage: Eukaryota; Metazoa; Chordata; Lepidosauria; Squamata; Lacertidae
Gene: TMEM88
Product: transmembrane protein 88
Exons: 2
Coding region: 199-741 (180 amino acids)
Biological process (GO): negative regulation of canonical Wnt signaling pathway
Cellular component (GO): plasma membrane
Molecular function (GO): PDZ domain binding
Source: RefSeq, a predicted model, not a curated record
UUGUGCUGUGUGUGUGUGUGUGUGUCUGCAUUCCUACAUUAUCCAGGAGAGGUGGAGGCCAGCCCCGGCAGCUGAAAGGGGGUGGAGAUGGAUGGGGAAGCCUAUAAAGGAUGCGAGAUAAUUUGUUGAGCCAAGCGGCGAGGCAAGAGCGUCUCUGCUCGGAACAGCGUUGCAAGAGUUAGAGAUCCGUAGCCUGAGAUGAUGGGCCUGGACACUCGCUCGCAGAAAGCCGUGUCGGGGUCCCUGGAACACGAGAGUGGGGCGGGGGUCUCCCCGCUGCCGCCCCCUCCCUACGGCGGGGAAGGGGCCUUGGAGCUGCGGGGGUCUCUGGACUGCUGGGCGUGUGCCGUGCUGGUCACAGUCCAGAACCUGCUGGUCGGGGGCCUCAACGUCCUCUUUGUGGGGGUCAUAUUUGGGCUGAUCCUGCUCCCGGCCGGGGUGCUGCUGGGGUUCGGGUUCCUGUGCCAUUCCAAGUUCUUACACACCCAGGAGCCCUACUGCACGGCCCACCUGAACGACGCCUCCUCCGUGGCGCUCCUGGUGGUGGGCUUCACCCUCCUGGUGCCCCUCCUGGUCUUGGCGCUGGCUGCCUACUGCCGCCUGGCCCGCCGGCUCCAGCUGGGCUACUGCCUCGUCCCCUACAGCAAGGCUGUCUACAAGAACCUGCCCGCGUCCCAUUACCACAGCUCCGGGUGCUGCUGCAGCCAGGAUUUCGAGCCAGUGGAGAAAGUCUGGGUUUGAGGAGGGGGGGGGCGGUUUGG